UCAGUGGAGGCUUGCGAUCUGUUUGUGGGCCGCGUUUUCUCGUUUUAUUUCUACGAAACGACAGAUGAAUUGAUAGCUGCUAGCAUAAUUGUCUUCAGCUCAUUACAUGAAAUCUGUGCUAUGGAGUGAUAUUUUGGUUUUUGGAUUUAACGAAAGAAAACAGGGAAAUGGAGAGGGAUUUACAAGAUGAGGAUGCUGAUUUACUGUCUGAAAGUGAUUGUGAUUCAGAUUGUUAUGCUGAUGGCUAUGAACACACACUGGCAGCAAGAGACCCGCUGGACCUGACUGAAGGAAGUCUGCAAAUGUGCACCUGCAUCAUCUGCCUGAAGCCUCUUGAAGCAAGGAGUGCUUCUUCAGGGAAUGUCUGUGGAAACUGUGCUACUUGCUUUCUCAUCCACACACUUUUGUGGGUGAAGCCUGCGGCUCCGGGCUGUCCGUCGGAGGAAUGGACUCCCGGUACGGCGGCGGCUCACCACGCUCUGGACGGACGGCCGGUGGCGUCUCUGGCCGCUCCGGUGUCGUCACAGACCGAAACGGCGGUGGCGGCGGAGCGGGAGUCCGGUCCGUGGAGCAGCGGUCUGGGCAGUGGCGGCUCCUCCGGUGAGGAGAGCGACUGGGACGGCGGCGGACCGGUGGCCACUGUGCGCCACCGGCGCCGUGUGGGUGCCGACUGUGCCCUGAUGCGGCUGAAGCGGCGGCGCGGCGCGCGUCCGCCGGCCGCCGGCGGUCCGGGCCUGCUGCGCGGCCACGCCGACCGGCCGCCACCCGUGCUCCACUCGGCCGGGGUACAGCCGGCCGGUGGCGCCGCGCCGGACCGCUCCCCGCCGCCGCCGGCCGGCGCGGACCAGGAGGUGGGCGCCGCCGGCGGCACCGACACCCGCCUGAGGAGCGUCAUCAACGGCGAGGGCGCCGGCGGCGGGGCGGCCGGCGGAGCGGACGGGGCCCCGGCGGACGUCGGCGGCCGACCACUCACCGCUCUGAAAACUGUGAUAGACGACGGCCGGCGGGCCGAGCCGGGCCGCACGGAGGACGACCUGGAGGACGUGUCCGCCGACGAGGGUGUGGGGGACGAGCGGACUUCUCCCGAGGGCCGGCCGCAGGAGCGGGACGACUCACCGCCGGUUGGAGGGGUCCAGAGUCCGGUUGUAUCGCCGGGCGCCCACCGUCCUGCUUCUCUGGACGAUGUAUCGGACGAGGACGCGCUGGCCGGUAACGGUGUCGAACACGAUGAUGUCGAUGCGAUGGCCGAGGACCGUGAGGUAGGGGAGAACGGAGCUGGUGACUUGGCGGGCGCGGAGACGGAGCCGUGCUCGCCCGGCGGGGCUGAUGGCGCUGACGGAGACGGAGAGGGUGAGACGCUUCUGCCCGGAGGGGAGCAGCCAUCUAUCCAGGAGGAUCGGGCGUCGGAGGAGCGACUUUCCACUCCAGAGGACGGGCCGUCCGCCCCGGAUGAGCGACCAUCCACCCUGGAGGAGCGACCAUCCACCCCACCAGUCGAGCGUCCAUCCACCCCGGAGGAACGGACGUCCACCCCGGAGGAGCGACCAUCCACGCCCGAGGAGCGAUCAUCCUCCCCAGUCGAGCGACCAUCUUCCCCGGAGGAGCGACCAUCCACCCCGGAGGAGACGCCCUCGCCGUCCGCGGGGAGGACGCCCGAGUCGCCUAGCGCGGAGGUAGCCGAGGCUGAUCCUCUAAAGUCGCCGAUCACUGAGAGGACACCAAAGUCUCCAAAUGCGGAGGAAGCAGUGGUCAGCCCACCAAAGUCGCCGAGUGUUGAGGCACCUGCAGCUGACCCACUAGAGUCUCCUAUGGCGGAGAGGACACCCGAGUCGGAGGUGGUUGACCUACCAGAGUCGCAGAGUGCUGAUCCCGCUGAUAGUACCACUACUGCGGCAGCGACAGGUGUAUCAGAUGCUAUAGGUAGCGUGGCUGAGGGUGAUGCGGACGCUGAUGCCGAGCUGUGUGAAGCGGAGUCUGGGCCGGACAGGCCAACCGACUCAACUCAUCAGAAAGAAGCAUUUAGUCCUAACCAAAGACUUGUUGAGACUGGGGAUGAUGUAAGUGAGAUAACAUCCACCCUGCACCAAGAUUGUGUAGCAGGCGGUGUUUCUAGCGGUGCUACUGGCGGUUUUAUUUCUGACAUGGGCUCUGUGGAUAAUCUUCCCGCGGAAGAGGCCUUGAUAUUCAACGACCGUGCCACCUCGGGAGAGAAGCUUCAUCCCAGGGAGGAUCGCGAGUCCGCUCCAUCCGAUAUGAGCGAUACGGAAUCCUCAAUCGUUGCUGAAAGCUCAACACGUCCAGACGGUUCUGACUGUUCCGAGGCAGCUGAGCCGCGUGAACUAUUGCCAGGUCACGAAAGGGUGAGCGAUAGUGAAGAGCCGUCUGCCGGCGAUGGCGAUGCGGGCCAGGGAGGUGUAGCGAGUGACUCAAAGGCAGCUAUGAGACAAAACAUUCUACCAGGCCAUGAGUACAUCAGCGAUAGUGGUGAGGAGUCCCCUGUCGUCGUUGAAAGCUCAGAACACUCGGACACUGUUAGUGGCUCCAAGGCAGCUUCUGAGCACAGUCUUCUCCCAGGCCACGAGCGUGUCAGUGAUAGCGGCGAUGAAGUAGAGCCUGCUGUAGCCGCUAGCCCUAACGGGGCGGCUGUCAGUGAUUCCGCCGCUGUGGUGGGCGGUGCCGCCGGGCUGGCGUCUCCCGUGUACUCUCCGGUCAUGUCCCCGGCCAGUAUCCACUCGCUGGAGUCUGUCGGCUCGCCGCAGCGUGGGUCCGCUGCGGCGCCCGCCGAGGCGGCCGCCGGACACAGUGCGCUCGGCGUGGCAGACGCCAGUGACGUCUCAAGCGACGAGGAGCUGGUACGUGACGAGGCCGGUCAGCCGGCCGCGUCGGAGUCCUCCGCUGAUGGCUCGCAGAGGCCGGCCGGUGACUGGAAGCUGCUGCCCGUCGAGAGCAUCUCCUCGCCGGAGAGUUUCGGGCCGGACCAGGAGGAACCAGAUGAGCCCGCGCCGGCUCCCGAACCGGAGCAGACGAGUCCGACUCCGACCGAGACGCCGCCGCCGACGGCGGCGGAACCAACCGUCGGGCCGGCCGCGGCGCCCGCGACCACACCGGCGCCGCUGCUCUGUCUCGGCACGGAACAAAUUUCUGACAACGAGGAGGACGGCUUUGACGACGGAAUGGAGGAGGGUGAGAUCCCGUCAGAGAGGCCUCCCACCCCGCCGCCGCCGGCACCGGCACCGGUCCUCCUGCCUCCGGCACUCCCAGCACCGGCGGCAGAGUCGGUACUGCAGCGGCAGCCCGGCGACAGCGAACACUACGACGACGCCGAUCUACCUGAGGGCGACUUCGAGGAGGGGGAGAUUCCCUCCGACCUGCCACCUGAACCACCGGUGGCGUCUCCGAAGCGCGCAGAAGAGUCGCCACCGCCUGGCUCAGGCACGCCGCCGCCGGACGCUGUCGUUCAGGUGCCACUCUCGCCGGCUGAUGAGCCACCGCCGGAUGGUGACUACGAGGAGGGAGAGAUCGUGGAGGAGCAGCCACCAUCGGCCGACGAGCCGGCUGACGACGACGCUGACUCACCGCCGCCGUUGACGGUGCCGCCCCCGCGCGGCGAGCCCUCCGACGGAGAGGAGCCCGUGCGGGGCCCGUCCAGGGGCAACGCGUCGCCGUCGGCGCGCCACGCGGCCACCGCCGGUCCCACGACUAUCAACGACGACGACGACGCUCCGGACGUCGACGAAGAAGUGCGCGAUUUUGUCGUGAGUGAGAAGACCAUCACUGGUCUGGAUGAUGAUGAGGAAGGGGACACUGUAGGAUGGAAGAAGUUCCGCAGCACGCGGGGACGGAACUAUCGUGAUGGAAAGCCGGCCGGCCGAACGGCGGCCAGGUCCAAAGAGACUGGAGAAUCGCGAAAGGAGACCAGACGCUCACCACCCGCGGACGGUGGACGGAAGGGCAAGAAGCGAGACAUUCAGCGGUACGAUGUCCGCAAAGUGAUCACGGAGCGGAAAAUGCGUGCACAGGAGAAUCAGGAGCGGGCUGGCGUCGUGCGGCGCUCGCGUUCGUCCAGCUCAGCGGGCUCGCGCUCGCCGCGCCGGGCCGCUCAGAGGUGGCGGAGGUCACGCACGCUCAGCCGCUCGCCGGGACGUCGUCACCGCGAACACCGACGAAGGUCUCGGGAGAGGCGCUCUCCGCCACGGCGCGGUCACUCGCGCCAUUCGCCCGCGCGCCAUUCGCCUGCGCGCCACUCGCCGUCGCGUCUCGCCCAUCCGCGCCACUCGCAUCCGCGCCAUUCGCUGUCUCCCACACCGCCACAUAAACGAACUCAGUCACCUGUGAAGAAGGGAAAGGAUAAGAGCAGAGAACGGAAGAGGAAACUCAGUCCGUCGCCGGGCGCUGCUCCGAAGAAACUAAAGAAGAGGAAAGAGAAAGUGAAAAAGAAAGACGACAAAAAGAAGAGGAAGAAGCGCCUAAAGUCGCCCGUCUCUAAGGCGGUGAUUGUGGACGGCGAUAACCUGGUGGUGAGUGUGAACUUCUCGAAAGAGUCCCGCGACCGGCUGGGUACCAAGAGCCGCUUGGUGAGGCACGAGGAUCGGGAGCCGUCCGUCGAACUCUCCCCGGUGCGGGACAAACCGGCCAGAGUUCGGGACCUCCCGACUCCCUCCAAAGACAAGCGACUGCCGGUCCGCGACCGCGACCGAGACCUGCCGCGUCGCGAUCGCGAGGAACGAGUCAAGCCGCCGCGUGCCGGUCGCCAGGAGCGUGAUCUCUCGCCGGCCCGGCAGCGGCGAGAUGCCAGGAAGGAGAACAAGGAUCCAAAGCAGAGUGCGCGCUCGGAGCGUAACAAGGACGGCAGUGAGCGCCGCUCGCUGUCGCCUCGUCCGGCUCGCGGCAGCAAGAGAGCGCGCAGUGUAACACCGCCACGGAAGCGUCGCAGUCCGAGCCCGCGGUCUAGAGCGGCGGCCAGCCCGCGGGCCGCACCGCGGGUCCGCGCGCCAAGUCCCCGCAGUCCCCGGGCUCGACUGCCGAGUCCGCGAGGUCGAGCGGCCAGUGCCCGAACACGCACUCCCAGUCCCCGCUCUCGGGACCAGCUCAGUCCGCGACCACGGGCGCCCAGUCCUCGCGGCAAGGCAGCCAGUCCGCGGGCCCGCAGCAGAAGUCGGUCGACGUCAGAGCGGCCGCGCAAACACCCGCGCCGCUCGCGCUCGGGCAGUCGCUCCAGCUCGUGGUCUCGCUCGUCCGACUCGAGUGAGUCUCCGGCGCCGAGUCACCGCCGCUCUGACAGCCUCUCGCGCCGCCGGCAGCGCCGCAGUCCGGACCUGAUCGAUUUGGACGAGGUGGUGGAGGUGUCGCCGCGGCGAGACGAGCCUAUCGUCAUCACCGACUCAGACGGCGAGACUGAGUCGACGGCGCCGCGGCCGACGCAGACCCGCGCGGCUGCUCCUGCCGCGCGCCCGGCGCCCGCUGCGACCGCAGAGUCGGCGGCGUCGGCCCCGCGCGCGACAGCCCGCAGUCCGCGCGGCCCGAAAACUCCGCCGGAGCCGGCCGCCGCCGAGCCGUCGGUGCGGUUCUCGCUGAGCGCCAAGCUGGCGGCGGUGAGGAUGAUCAACAACCCGCUGCAAGAGGAAGACGACGAGGGAGACUCGCCACCGGCGUCGACGGCAGCGGCGACGACGGCGGCCGCCGCGGCGCCGGCGGCGGCGACCACCCAGCCGUCGGCGGCGGCGCCGCGCGGCCCGACCACGCCGCCCGAGCCGCCGCCGCCGGACGCUUCCGAGGCCAAGUUCGGCGACCAGUACGACCCGUUCGAGCCGACCCACUCGCCGUCGGGGACGCCCGACUCUCCGCCGUCGCCCGACGCCAUGGAUAGCCCCGAGCUGGCGGCGUCGCCCGCGGCGCCGGAGCCGCCCCCGCCGGCCGCCGCCGAGCCGUCCCCGCCUCCACCGCCGCUGCCGCCCGCGGAGCAGCGCGACCGGGCUGCGGAAAAACCACCGGAGCCGCGCCACCCGGCAGAGGCGGAAAAAACGACCACCGCCGCCAGCAGCGCCGGUGACCAGCCUAUUUGCCGGCCUGCCGCCGCCGUCGGCGGCCAGCCUGCUCAGCAGUGUUCUGAGCAGCGUGCUACCCGACACCUCACGGCCACCGCCCAGUCUGCCCUCCGCCUCGGCUGCCCCGGCCGCCACCUCGAGCUCAGCGGGGGCGCAGGCCGCGCCGGCGGCCACCACUGCGCCUCCGCCGGCGGCACAGAACGGCCAGCGAGGCUCGGCAGAUGUGAUCGACAUGGACGUCUCGCCGUUCUCCCCCGACUCCCCCAACUCGCCCGACUCGCGCGAGGGUGAUGACCUGUUCGAGCCGCCGCGGCCGGCGCGCGCGCCGCAGCCGGGCGCCGCCGGCCGCGCCGGACGUCGUAUGGAUCCCAAGGAUCGGUUUGAGGCGAUGUUUGGCGGCGCACAGGGCCGGGGCAAGGCGACGCCAGCGAAGGCCACCCCGACCAGGGCGGCGCCCGGCAAAGCGGUGCCGGGCAAGGCGGCGGCGGGCAAAGCGGCUGGGAAGCAGCGACCGGCGGCCCGCGGCGCCCGGGCGGGCAGACGCACGGGCGGUAAGGCUGGCGCCGGCUCGGCCACCGCCGACGCCGAUGACGCACUCAGGAUUGUCGACGACGUGCCCAACUCGGCUGUGGAGAUGCAGUUCCUGAAGAAGCUGAACCGCCAGGAGCGUGUGAUAGAG
Messenger RNA from Amphibalanus amphitrite, 6723 nucleotides. Its product is annotated as serine/arginine repetitive matrix protein 2-like. The transcript has 8 exons. The record is from RefSeq and is a predicted model, not a curated record. The coding region runs from base 168 to 6335 and encodes 2055 amino acids. NCBI's taxonomy places the organism in Eukaryota, Metazoa, Arthropoda, Thecostraca, Balanomorpha, Balanidae.